This is a messenger RNA of Enterobius vermicularis (human pinworm), 198 nucleotides long. Lineage: Eukaryota; Metazoa; Nematoda; Chromadorea; Rhabditida; Oxyuridae. The record is from the annotation of a GenBank genome assembly.
AUGCUAGAUGGCUCGGUAUAUAUUGAUUUAGCAAGUGUUGAAGAUGCGUCGAGAGCUGCAUCUCGCUGUAACAGGCAGCAGCUGGGAAAUAACUGUAUUUUAGUCACUGCAAUCACUCGUGAGCAAAUGGUAGAAGGCCUUGAAAAGAAAGUGGCGUUUAAUGAACAGGUAACUAUAUGCUAUUUGAACUGUGAUUAG